This is a messenger RNA of Aphanomyces astaci, 12104 nucleotides long. RefSeq lists its product as hypothetical. The record is from RefSeq and is a predicted model, not a curated record. The coding region runs from base 40 to 12042 and encodes 4000 amino acids. Gene Ontology annotation, molecular function: protein binding; ubiquitin-protein transferase activity; metal ion binding. Gene Ontology annotation, biological process: protein ubiquitination. Lineage: Eukaryota; Oomycota; Saprolegniomycetes; Saprolegniales; Verrucalvaceae. The transcript is spliced from 25 exons. Gene Ontology annotation, cellular component: cytoplasm.
UGCGGCCACACAAAGCGAGGGUAGAAGAUCUUUGGGAACAUGGAUACAAGCGGCGCGGCGGAGAAGGAGCGGCGCCAAUCGACAUUGCUUUCCGAGAUGCUUCAAGAUGAGAAUGCUUCCUCCAACAACCGAUCCCAGCGCAUAUUGGGAGAACUCGCGGUGCUAUGUUCAGAUCGCGAUGCUGUCCUUACCGCGGACUCGUUGCAGUAUUUAAGUUCUGCGGGAAAAGCCGAAGUAGUCAAGCUCAUGGCGGAGAAAGUACCGUCCACCAGUACUAGUUCCUCUAGCCAUAAGAAAGACGACAGCAGCAGCAACCACGCGCGCAUCUCAUCGGAUUCCGCGCGUCGGCAGCGGGUGGAAGAACUGACGCGAUUCUUCAUGGAAGCCAAGUCGGAUAUUGAAUUCGCGCUCAGUGGAGGUGGGGAACGUCGACGUGACUUGCGUGCGACGUCGGCCGCGGAACUCGAACUGAACGACGACGACCGCGACAUGAUGGAUAGCAGCAGCAGCAGCGACAACAUCUCGUCAUCGCCCAUGGUACUGCCCCCGCCGUUGAAACCAUUCGCGGACGAGAUUGCAGGCGACAGCGACGAUUCCCCUUCGUCGUCCACGCCGCUUCUACCUCGUCCUCCAUCGUCUGGGGGCGCUCCUCUGGCCGCCGCCCCGAAGCUCAAUGUCACCGUACCCGUGCAUUUUCAGCUUCUAGAGGACCCCGUGGACUCGCGCGUGUUCCACCCGUUGCUUCUGUCCAUCCGCGAGACGGAUCCGUUGUUGUAUGGCACGAUCGUGUGCCACCCCCUUGUCACAGGACAAGACAUAUCGCCCAAAAAGCAAGACAGCAAACGCGGUAAGAAGAAGAAACAGCGCUCCAGCACUACUGCUGCUUCUACCCCUGCUAAAGCCAAGAAGGCCGACAUGUACCAUCCCGACUUUUCAUUGCCGCCGUUGACGGCCGAGGACACGGCGCUGAAUCUGGCCCGAUUUAUUGCGCGCGCCAUCGCCGAUCGAUCGAUGCAAGGGCUAUUGUUGGUGGUCAAAGUCAUGUCGUCGUACCCGUGGCACGACAAGAUCCUCAUCCCUGUGGGAUCUCAUUUACUAAGUGGCCAAAUGAAGCCGCCGUCGCCGCCGCCGCCGUCUGUGGAGAAGACCAUGGACUCGUCCAUGGAUUUCAUCACCAGCGUCAUGGAACUCGAGGGUCAAUUGGAUCCGUUGGCCGCACUCCGAUCUCGAUUGGGUCGAUUUGAAGAACGUCAUCAUGCCAUGGACAACGACACUGAAGAAGAAGAUCGACUGGUCGAGCAAAUGAGUUUGCACAUGCCGAAUUUGGACGAAGGAGUGGACGAGGAAGUGCUCAUGGCGCGGGCGAUCGCGUUGUCGUUGUCCCCGGACGUGGGGUGCUUAAAGGACAACGACGUGCCCCCCCCUCCCCCCCCUCUCCCCCCUCUCCCCCUCGCGCCAACCACCGCCGAUCGACCGCCGCCCGUGCCAUUCACACCGGAUGAAUUGUGGCGCUUAUGCGGCGACCCAGUGCCAGACCUGGUCGAUGGCGCCACGGUCAUCCUAUAUUGCAUUGGAGCCUUGCUGGAAGACUGCCAAGCGUACCUGUCGAGCAUCCAUCGCCGUAUUCUGCCGGCGCACAACCCCAUCGUACCCCACCCGCUCACGUUUUUGCUGUUGCAUUCGAAUUUGGUGCACUUUUUGAAUCACGAGGUGAUUACGACGGCCGCCAGCGCAACCGACGCCAUCUCGUCGUUGGACCGUAAUGAUGAUGUGGUGGUGGCCGCUGGCCAAGUCGUGCUCUUGCAUGUAUUGGAACUCCAUUUGUUUCACGUGGAUGUGGUGGGUACUGUGCCUGCGUCGGUGGGUCUGGGGCAAUCCGCAGCCAAUCCGAACCCUGUACCGACCGCGUUGAAGCAGAUUGUGGAGCGGUACACUACACGUUCAUACGACGCUGUGGACAGGAUGAGCCAUCCCCUGGCAGAGCAGUACCGUGGCCGUGUUGGCGAACAAGCGAUUGUUACAUGGGUGCGUGGCCUCGCGCACUUUUACCCAGCGCACGCGAGUCGGCAUCGGCUGCUCCUGACGCUGCUGGACGACAUCCAUGCCAACAGCUCGACACCAGCAACAGCGUUGAGAAUGUAUCAGCUGGACUUGAUGUGCACGCGACUGGCGCUGCCUGAUCUGGCAGUGUCGUUUACGCCUGUUGUGAGUAACCAUACCAGCUUCAAGGUAGACGACGCUGCGCUACUACUUACGUCCAAGCUUGUGUGGUCCCCGGCUGCGAUUCGCGAAGGAUUGAACCAAGAUACGUGCUCGAUUCAAGCGGUUGUGGAUCUCUGUCAUGCAGUAGGCGGCAAGGAUGAUGGCCCCAAGUUAGCGCCAUCGGAACAACACUCGAUUGAACACGUGGCAGAGUUGUACCAGCAGCUAUACGACAAACAGCAAGCUCGUACGUACGACAGUUGGUCCGACUUGCCGCUGGUGGUCGAUGCGUUGCUUCGCCACAUCCGGUUGCAUCCGGAGGAAUAUGACCCAUCGCCACCCGCUGCGUUUGGCCAUGCCCCCCUGAUCCACGGCGCUCGUCCCACGGCACUUCUCCUGCUUCGGUCACUUCAAGAAGGGAUGCUUCAGUGCCUCCAUAGCCUUGCCGCUGGGGGAAGCGGCCAGUCGUUGUCGUCGCCAGUGUCGUUGGAAUUUGACCCAGCCAGAUGUGCGGAAACCCUGACGUUGGUCGACAACAACUCGAGCGCCAAGCAACAUACGGCCAAGCAGUGGGGCAUGGUCUUAUCCACAUAUGCGUGUGCACCCAACACGGGCCUGCAUGAAUGGGCGGUGCGCCUCGACCGGUGUGAAAAAGGCCACGUGUUUCUAGGCGUAUGCACGCGUGAUGCGGCCGUGUCGACAUACGUGGGCGGCGAUCGGCAAGGCUGGGGACUCAUCGGUACCCGCGCGCUAUGGCAUAACCGGAGCAAGGUCCGCGGCGAUUAUGGAGACGGCUUUAGCACGGGUAGCACGGUGCGUAUCCGGCUCAAUACGGACACUGGCGCGUUGAGCUUUGGGCUGGUGGACGACGACAGCGACUGGGGCACGGCAUUUGAUGGACUGACGCAGUACGGCGCGCUGUACCCGGCCAUUGGAUUGUACCAGCGGGACGACCAGGUCACGUUGGUGCCGACGUUCCACCACCACCCUCCGUCUGGUCCUCCUUCUGCGACACUGUUGCGCCGAUCGACGCACCCCGUGUCACUGCAAAAACCACCAUCGUCCGUCAGUGGGGCUAGUACUAGUACUACUAGUAGUAGCUUGGACCAGGACGUGGUGUUUGACACAUUUGUCCAGUAUACGCACAAAGUACUAGACGUUGAGCGGUUGAGUGUGCCGCUGUUGAGUGCGUUGGCGCUCAUGACACCGGCGUGGCGGGUGCAGUUUGCAUGGCAGUUGCUGCCUGCUUGCGUGGCCCUGACCAAGCGAUUGGACCACGACCAUAUGUCGCUGCAGGUGCACAUUGGCGGCACAUGGGAGCUCAAAAGCAGCGCCGCGGGCACUAUCCCUGCCCAGCAAUACGUGGUCGAGUUGACCCAACAAGGCAACGAAAACGACAGUAGCACCAAUACAUUGACUGGGCAAUCAGUGUCGACCAACGCUGUGACCUUGCAAGGCACGAUCCGAGGCACCAAAGUGAGGUUCCUAGAGACGUGGAUGCAGGGCAGCACGUGUCUGGUCACGGGGCGGGUUCGCGUUGAUGGCCAAAAGUUUACAGGCACGUACCAAGACACCAAGAGCCACACGAGCGGACGCAUUACGGGCGAGUGCAAGAGCCCCAAGGCGGCGGCGUCGGUGGACAUGCGGGCCGUGCUGUAUUUGGCGGCAUCGACGCUGGUCGGCGCGUACAUUUCGAGCUUUCUCGCGCACGACACGACGCCAUUCUUGGCAGACUUGACGGGAUUGCAAGAGGCGGCGGAGGAGGAUGCGACAUCCGUGUCGGCAGAUGCUUCGGCGGAAGAGUACCAAGAAUGGGUGGACAGUGCAUUGUUUGCUGGAGGGUUGCCGCUGGCAGACAUUCGACGACACUUGGACGAUCAUCAUCCUCCUCGUUGUCAUCGGCCCAUGCUCGCGUGGUUUCAAGCUGUGUGGCCUCCGUUGCCACCAACUGGAUCUGUAGACAACCAGAGUCCAUUCCUGCAAGAGUUGCUGAGUGGUCGAGAUGGAGUGGAUGCUUAUGUGACCAAACACGCAGGCGAGUCGGCGUUUGUACGAUUGGGAGGCGAAGCGAUGAAAACGGCCAAGCGCACAGUCUUAGCUGCGAUGUUGUGGCACGGCCACGUCACAGCCAUCGACACGAGUCAACCAGACUCGCGACCGAGCGAAAACAUUUUGCACAUCUGGCGGUCGGCGCACCGCGUGAUUGAAUGGGGCAUCCGCAUGAAGAAUGCCAACGCAAUGACAUAUGCCAGCGUGGCCGCACUCAUCACCCGCCGCGCGCGGUUCUUGCUGCGCCUACAGCCCUCCGUCCGCGGCCUCGUGUUGCAGGAGCGAGCAUUCUCGGAAAUCGUCAUGCUCGUGUCCAGGUUCGUGGAAGCGGGGGUACAACUGCAGCGGUUGGAAUCGAUGGUGUUGCGCAACUGUUCGCGCGCGUACCUUCGCAUGAUUGGGCUCAACGCAAUGCGAGCUGUGGUGGAGCUAGGGCUGCAAACCAGCGCCGGACUCUGUGCGGUGCUCCAAUGGGUGAGCAAUCACGACUCGUUAGAGAGUCUUCGGCCCAGUGGUACUGGUACCUCCCAUUACUUGGAUGCAUUGGGCGGGGUUGGCUCGACGCUACAGCGCCAAGUCCGAGACUCAUGGGAGCAAUUGUAUGGCCAUUUCGCUGCGCUAUUGUCUCGAGCUACAUGGGCAAAAGACUCGGACUUGCAACUGGUGGUGCUGCAGGCUUGGGGGAUUAUUAUCAUACCGGACGAUCACGCGUUCAUCUCUCGCAUGGGUAUAUUCCGCAUUUUGCAAACCGUGCUGGACGAAGCCAGGUCAUCGCCGGUGUCUUCGCCAUGCCCUUUGUUGGCAGACGACAACAGCAACCCCACGAAACCUAUUGUACAGGCCGCGCUCAAGGUGGUCCAUCUGCUAGCGGCCCAAGUCGCGACGAGCAGCCACGCCGAAGAAAGCAGCACUAGUACUAGUACUGACGUGAACACGACGAUCCCGUUGGUGCGGCAGCCGUCGGGGCCUGAAACCCUCGGCAAGAGUGUAUUUAACAUGCUCUACACGGAACUCCAUAAUGCGUGCCAGGAAGAUGUGGGGCCGCAGCACUAUUGCUACCAGAUUUGUUCGCUCCUGCACUCGGUCAGCGGCGCCGCCAUCUGCCGCCAGCACUUGUCGUCUGGCCGAUGGCUCGGUCUGUUGCUGCAGCUCGUGGAACGAGGCACGUUUGCGAUUCAACAACGUGUACUACAGCUGCUACGUCGACUGCUUCCAUAUUUGUCACCUCUGACGCUACACAUUCAAGCGGAUGACGUGUACAUGGGCGCCGACAGCUCCCGCAAUGCGUCGCAACUGGUGGGAUUUUUCCUCGACCUUCUCGGUCGGUUGGUCCCGCCCCCAUCAUCAUCCUUACCUGACCAUGGCAUAAGUGUACCGGAAAAGCCCACGUUGAAGCUCCAUCAUGGCUGCGGUGUCGAAGUGGUGCUGCUGUUGCGUUCAUUGUUAUUGGCGUCAGAGUGGGCGCCUCUGUUGCAAUCUGUAUUUUUGCAAGCCUUGUCCCCCGACUCCACGGACUUUCAAUCGCGGGCGUUGGCAGUGCUUUGUGUGUUGGGAGGACAUAUUGAAGGGCUUCAAGUGGGCAUGGUGAUUCAGAUUUUGCCAAAAAGCCAUGGGACGACCCAAGAAGUCAUGUUUCGGGGUGCCAAGGGCGUGCUGGUGGCAUUGGAUGUCGAAAAAGGCUCGGCCGAAGUGCUCUUGCAGAAAAAUACCGCCGCGGGUGCUUCGACCGAGUUGAGUUUGAGUACUUUAAAUCGGCCGAUCCGAGUGCCGUUGGAGGACAUUGCGGCGCUGCCAGACGUCGAGUGCAAAGGUGGCGAUCUGUCGCGAGCCUUUUUGAAGCACCUGGUUGAAUCGAAUUUGCCGCACUUUCUAACCAGUGUAUUGACUGACCCAAUAACCCCAUCACAAGACCAACCAAAUGAGAAUCGCGACCAUCUCAUGGGGCUGCUCCUGGGUCUGGUGGGGUUCCGUGCACUGGGGUCGCUCGUCCAAUCAGAUGACGAGAACGACCUGGUCUUGUGCGAUUGCAUUCCGUUGCUGUUUCAAGUGGCUACGAUUCACACGCAAAACCCAUCCGACAUUAGCUUGCUCGAGGAACACUGGGUCCAGCGAUACAAACUCUGGUAUGACGUGCAGUGUCCGGGUGGGGUUGACGCACUAGACGAUGCGUCGGCCCCGCCGUCGGCGCUAUGCCAGCAAAUGAUGGAGAUGGGGUUUCCCCGGGAAUGGUGUGACGUGGCCCUGCUAAAGUGCUCGUACCAAGUCGAAGCCGCCAUCAACUUUUGCUUUGAGCAUUCCAGUGACAUGGACCGACUGGUGAAACAGCCGACUGCCCGAUCGACUGGCCGGAUGCCAUCACCUCCGACGUCUUCAACAAGUACCCGGCCGGAUGUGUCGCCGAUCCUGUUGGAACAGCUCAGUGAAAUGGGAUUCCCACUCACGUGGUGUCGAAAAGCCCUGAUUGCCAAUCGCAACAACGUGGAUGCAGCAUUGACGUGGAUUUUAUCGAAUGGCGAAGCGUUGGAAGCAGACGACCGUCGGCAACAAGACCAAAAAGAGGCCUUUGGUGACACGAUAGACGAGAGUCCACUUGUCACGGCGAGCAUCCCGCAAGGACCAAAUCCGUUGCGUCCCGUGAGUGGUUUGGCGACCAUCAACGACGACAUGCUCGUGGAAGGAUCGGCCGGCGGCGGGUUUGCUUCGGUUGGGGCCCCUGAUUGUAUCGUUCAAACCGGCAAAUGGUACUACGAAGCGACCUUGAGUACCUCUGGGUGCAUCCAGAUCGGGUGGGCAGACGCGGCGUUUAGCGGGGCGUCUGAGCGGGGCGACGGCGUCGGCGAUGGUCCGCACUCAUGGGCAUAUGAUGGAUGGCGGCAGAUGAAAUGGCACGGCAACAGCAGUUCGUACGGUAUCAAGUGGAAAUCCGGCGAUGUGAUUGGCUGCGGCGUCGACUGCGAUGCCGGCCUGCUGUUUUUCACGCUCAACGGCCAGUACAUGGGCGUAGCAUUUCGUGGCGUCCAAUUUGCAGGAGGCAUGUACCCGUGUGCUUCGUUUAACCGACGAGAGCGGCUGACGUUCAACUUGGGUGGACUUCCAUUUCAGUACCCCAUCGACGGGUUUUCUCCCAUAUUGCAUGCUAUUUGGACCCCUUCCAGUGCUCCGAGUUAUGAAAAGGGUCAACACGAAGACUGUUUGGAAGAAUACGUGGGCGAAGAGUACUUUGAUUGCCGGUACUUCGCCAAGGACCUCAAGGCGACUGCAGGCAGCACGACCACCUCACGUGUGAAGCCAUCCACGGUGGACCCGACUUCAGACUUUGCCGAAUUGACGCGGUCAUUAGCGAUAUUACACUGUCGCAGACUGCUCUUGACCAUCUUGGCGGCCUCUCGAUCGAGUAAUCUGCUCAACGACGUACCCACGGAGCUUGUGGGUACAUUUUUGAAGCUUGUGGCAUCGUACACGUCGCCAGCGUCGACCGUGUCGGAGCUAUUCAAAGCGGUGACUGUCGACACGAUGAGUCCGCGGCUAGAAGUAUCGCUGGUGCAAUGCAUCGAUGACCAGAUUCGUAUGGCAUCCCGUCGCAAGUACGCCAAGAUCCACUGGGAUUGCGGCGUCGAAGCCAUCGUAACGAGCCAACUGUCGACGUUACACUGCUCCGACGGUGGCGGCGGCAUGCUCCCGUCUGUGUGGCACGAUAGCCACGUGUUGGUCCAUCCCAAUGUUGGGCUGGCGGAAUACCUCACGACAUUGUUGGCAUCAAAGCAACCGGCCCCACUGGUUCAAGCGUGGAGCUACGCGCUUCGAUCGCCAAGCAUGACGUUGAAAGAGAAGGCAUUUCGCAUCCUAUCGGGGCUGGUGCCGCAUGUGCCAGAGUCGGCGCUCGCGUGUAUCCCAACCACCCGCCUGCAUGCGAUGACGGUGGCUCGGCUGACGAAAGAAGCCAUACACUUUCCCAUCGCGUCCAAGUACCUGCAAAGUUUGAUGGAGCUCACGUCCACGUUGGUCGUACAGUCGACAUGUACUACAUGUAUUCUGUCGACGGAUCACAACAAUCAACGGCGGAUUGCCCACGCGAUCAAAACCCAACACGAGCUCGACCAACUCCCAUAUAACGUCGUGCAAGUGGGACACACGUCGACGAGUUGCCCCCCCCUUGUGGUGCCCGUGUUAACCAGAGAAGAAGACGACGACGACGAUGAAAUGUCAUCCGAAGAUCAGAACGCCGCCAUGUCGUCGUCGGCGGCGCCGAUGACCGCUGCUGCUGCCGUCGAGUCGAGGUCGCCGGCGACUGGCCCGCCCAUCUCCGCAUCCUUCUUGACCCCUGCCCAACACCAGAUUAUCGUUGCCGCACAUCAUGGGUUCAAAGUGCUCGACGAUCAAACUCGCCAUGGGUUUGAAAUAGGUGUUUUGAGUGACGAAGCGUCGCAGUAUUGGAGUGGCCAGUUGAGUCAGCACGAGCUCUUACCAUUGACCACAGUCCCCCCAGUCAAAGAAGAAGAAGAGAUAGCAGCCCCCCCCCCCCUAACCAUUGGCUGCAAAGUGAUCCGAGGUCCGAAUUGGAAAUGGAGAGAUCAAGAUGGAGGCCAAGGCAGUAUCGGCGUCGUUGAAGGUAUCAGUCCAUGGAGCGGCAUUGAAGGCGAAGGUAUGAGCGUGCGGUGGCCAAACGAUGCCUUGUACACGUACCGGUGGGGUGCAGAUGGUCAGUACGACCUCACGCAUGUCCAAGUGGACAGCGACAACCACAUUGUGACAUCAUUCCCGACUCCCCAAGCUCCCCAGCCGUCGACAGACCGCGUCCACCUCGGCGUCAUCUUUCGGCUUCAUCGCACUGAUAACGCCGCCGCCGCUGGCAUAUCCGGCGUCGUUGAAUACCCCGACAUGAAUGCGGUGAUUGCCGUGGCAGGGCAGUACGUGGAUGAAUCGAUUCAACUGGUGGAACUCGGCAUGAUCCAAGGCGAUGUGGACAUGGGGUGGCACGCCAAAUUUGGCUGCGAUCGGUGGGUCCCGGGCACUCUGUACGAACUGACCCAAGAUGGCAGUCACUUGCACGGACAGUAUAGCCACAGCCUAUGGCAACCCGAGGCAAAGUCGUGGGCACCUAUCCAAGGGCGCGUGCAAGCCCAAUCCCAGCAUUUGUUUGCACUGGACAAACAAGCCACGUUUGCCGCCAGCUUGAGCGUGAGCGACGACGGACUCGCGGUCACGUGCACGUCUGGUGAAGCGAGGAACUUGAGUCUGGGCACCGUCGGGUUUAGCAGCGGCAUUCAUUACUGGGAAGUGCGCGUCGAUCACGCCGAGUUUGGCAGUGUAUUCCUUGGCGUGUGUGAGAAGCAUGUCAAGGGCCAGCCGUCGCUCAACUUGGGGCGGUGGCAGGGCUGGGGCUUUGUGAAUUUUCGAGCGACGUACCACAAUUCGACCGAGCGCAUCUACGGUGAUCACUUUAACGCUGGCGAUACCAUUGGGGUGUGCCUCAACAUGGAGUCGGGAAAAUUGAGCUUCUUCAUGGAUGGUAUCAAGUAUGGCGAGCACAUUGUGACCGAUUUAGGCGUGGCAUUUGAUGGGUUAAAGUCUGAUCGCCACAUCAAGACACUGUACCCGUGCAUUGGGCUUCGCAAAGCCGGGGACCAGGUGACUCUGAACGGCAAGUGGGUAUCGCACCCAGGCUUGUCGUCCACUUUGCUCUACCAAGAUCACGUCGAGCUACAGUCUGUGUUGCAUGCAUGGGCAGGUCGGGACGACGUGUUGCCGCUGGCGUUUAUGCAGGCCAGUUAUGCGUUUUACUGCCGAUGGCGCACAAAUCGGUACCGCCGCGUAUCGAUCCGAGCUAAGGGCAUGACCAUCGAUGUGGAUACGUCUGUGGAGCGAUGUGUUCAAGUAUGUCGAGACAGCCCCACGGUGCUUGUGACUGGCGACCGCGUCAAGAUUAUCAGCAAAGGCGGUCGGGCUCUGGAUGCGCCAGAAGAAGCGAUUGUGUUGGGGGUGUACCGCAAUCGAUUGUGGUAUCGCGUGGAAACCCAAGGCAACGAAGGCGGCGACGAAGGACGAGGGUAUGCCUGGUAUUGGGACCCUAUCGAGUUGCCAGAAUUGGUGUUGAUCCAGCGAAAUGGCAUCGACAUUGGUCAAUCCGACACCACCACGAUUCCACCCCCCAGUCCAGAGUCCAUCCCCACCGGUUCCCGCUUGCUUGGCUUUGACGAGUUCCUCCAGUUGGCUCAAGGCACUUAUGCCAAGGACAUUCCCCUUGUAGACCACAUCAACGCUUUGUGUGCGACUGUGGGCGUGGACGUGGUGAACUUGCCCUUUGAGGCCGUCGCAGAGGAGCUGCAGCCGCGGGUAGCCGUGCUCAUGAUGCUCAACCAAAAGGUCCUGCGCAGUCUGCCCCUGGUUCGGUUUCACGACCGCAGUGUCCUCCGCCACCUCACGUUUACCAGCACCAAGCUGAGCUUUUGGGACGCUACGCUCAAGGCGACGGCGACCCCCACGCCCCUCCCCUCAGACGAGUACGAAGACCCGAGGGAGAUCCGCAUCUUGAGAAUCAACCGGAUCCAGGCACAGCCAUCCAAGCUCGCGCUGUGUCCGUCGCCGUCGGACCGACUCCGCAAAUCUGUGUUUGGCCAACUGUACCGCGAAAUGCGCACGUGGAGUGACUCGGGCUUUCGACGAGCGUACACUGGAAAGGGCCACGGCGGGCAAAAGCGGGCAUUUAAAGUCAAGUUCCUUGGCGAAGGGGUCAACGAUUACGGCGGGCCAUACCGCGCAGUGUUUGAGCAAAUCGUGGACGAAUUGCAGAUGGAUCAAGUGGAACUUACCAAGGGCGAACAAGGGUUACUACCUCUGUUGGUACCAUGUCCGAAUCGACGGUCUGGCAGUGGCACCAACCAAGACAAGUUUGUGCUCAACCCGAGCUGCGGCACGAUUUCCGCGGCGGUGGGGCCGAUUGCAUUGGAAUUGCAUCGGUUUCUGGGCAAAUUGGUAGGCACGGCCGUGCGCCAUGGGCUGCAAAUGGGUCUGGACCUGCCGUCCGUGGUGUGGCGGCCGCUCGUGGGUCUGCCGCUGAAUCGGCAUCACGUUGAAGACAUUGACGUGGUGGCAUUCAAUACACUGACCAAGCUGGAAGCGAUGCCGUUGUCUCGAGAUGCCGUGGAAUACUGCAAACAGUUUACGUUUACCACGCACUUGAGCGACGGGACCGAGGUGCCACUACGACCGGACGGGGAGACCCAGCAGUUGGACUUUGCGUCGCGUGAAAAGUACGUCGACUUGAGCUUUGCCAAACGGUUGGUGGAGAGCGGCCCCCAACUGGCGGCGUUGCGAGAAGGGCUGAGUGCGGUGAUUCCCAUGGAAAUCGCGGGAUUGUUCACUGCAAAAGAGCUGGAAACACUCGUGUGCGGCCGCCGCGAAGUGGACGUGGCGCUGCUCAAGCAAUGCACAGAGUACGAGGAUGUGGACCCGACCAGUGCCCAUAUUGUGGCGUUUUGGCAAGUGCUCGAGGAAUUUUCCCCCGACGACCGCACGUUGUUCUUGUUGUUUGUAUGGGCGCGCAGUCGCAUGCCGAAUUCCGCAAAGGAUUUUCCAAUGAACUUUAAAAUUCAGGCCCCGCAUGACCAAGGUGCACGAAGCCAGCCGGAUCUGUACCUGCCUCAUGCUCAAACGUGCUUUUUCUCGCUCAGCCUCCCGGCCUACUCGACCAAAGCGAUCUUGAAAGCCAAACUGCUCUAUGCGAUUCGAAACAGUCCCAACAUGGACGCCGAUGUCCGCUUGCACAAUGCUGAAGGAUGGGCCGAUGCCUAGGAUGUGUAUGCAGUCGGGAAAUAUAUACAACAGAUAAUAUAUAUAUUGCCAAAUUUCUCGAC